Messenger RNA from Lycium ferocissimum, 657 nucleotides. RefSeq lists its product as uncharacterized. Bases 1 to 657 code for a protein of 218 amino acids. The transcript has 2 exons. Gene Ontology annotation, biological process: DNA integration. The record is from RefSeq and is a predicted model, not a curated record. Lineage: Eukaryota; Viridiplantae; Streptophyta; Magnoliopsida; Solanales; Solanaceae. Gene Ontology annotation, molecular function: nucleic acid binding.
AUGGGGUUCCUCAAGAAGAACAUAUUUACUCGUUUUGGUACCUCGAGGGCUAUUAUCAGUGAUGGUGGUUCCCACUUUUGCAAUAGAGCUUUUGCGGGAUUGAUGGGGAAAUAUGGCGUAAAACAUAGGGUGGCAACACCUUAUCACCCUCAGACAAGUGGGCAAGUUGAAGUAUCACAUCAGGAGAUCAAGAGUAUUUUAGCUAAAACGAAGGCUAUGUGGGCUUUGAAGAAGUUGAAUAUGGAUUUGGAAGAGGUGACCAAGCUCAGGUUGUUUCAACUCAAUGAGAUGGAUAAGUUUCAGUACCAGGCAUAUGAGAGUGCAGCACAGUAUAAAGAGAGGAUGAAGCAAUGUCAUGACAAGAAAAUCCUGAAGCGAGAAUUCUAUAAGGGUGAUCCUGUCUUGUUGUUUAACUCUCGGUUGAAGUUGCUACCGGGCAAACUAAAGUCAAGGUGGUCUGGUCCCUUUGAGGUGGUAGGUGUUUCACCUCAUGGGGCGAUUGAGCUGAAGUCUGGAGAUGGAACUCGGACAUUUAAGGUAAAUGGGCAGAGGGUGAGGCACUAUCAUGGGAUGGUUGAUGGGCAUAGAAUUAUUGACCGAUACCGGUUGAAGCACCUCGGAACGAGCGCUGACCCGGUGUUCGCUGAUAAGGAGUGA